Messenger RNA from Nannospalax galili (Upper Galilee mountains blind mole rat), 697 nucleotides. RefSeq names its product GON7 subunit of KEOPS complex (gene Gon7). Bases 65 to 364 code for a protein of 99 amino acids. The transcript has 2 exons. Gene Ontology annotation, cellular component: EKC/KEOPS complex. Lineage: Eukaryota; Metazoa; Chordata; Mammalia; Rodentia; Spalacidae. The record is from RefSeq and is a predicted model, not a curated record.
UGAGCUGGCUUCCGCUUCCGGGUGGCGCUUCUCCGUGGCGCGCUGUUGAAGCUGAGCGGGCCCUAUGGAGCUUUCGGGAGAGUAUGUCGGGCGCGACGGGGAGCCGCAACCGCUGCGGGUGUCUUGUGAGGCGUCGGGUGACGCGGACCCACUGCAGAGCCUGCUGGAGGGCGUGGCCCGGAUGAAGGAGGUGAUAGCCGAAUUCUUCCGGCCCCUGGUGGAGCGGGACGCGCAGGGCGGGAUGGCGGCGGCUCCGGACAACGCAAUGGAUGGUGAUGAUGAAGAUGGUGCAGAAGAUGAUAACAUUGGUAGCAGAACUAACUCAGAUGGACCAUCUGCAAAACGGCUAAAACCACCGCCUUAGUUUUUGUGAAAUUAAGAUUGCUACUGAGUUGGGUGAGGUUGUGUACACCUAUAAUCGCAGCUACUUGGGAAGCUGAGGCAGGAGGAUCACAAGUUGGAGGCUAGCUUGGGCUACAUGUCAAGACCUUGCCUCAAAAAAGACAGAAACUACUGCUACAUCCUAAUCAUCCCACGCUAAUACUAGGGGAAGAUGUUUUUGGAAAAUGUUUAUUUUCUUCCACUGGACAGUUUGUAACAGAAAACUUCCUUGCUUCCAACAAAGAAAAAUAUAAAUGUUUGGGGAUAAAGUCUUGUUUUCCCAUCCUAAAAUAAAAUGGAAUAAUUUGUAAUGAAA